CGUGCACUGGCCCCGCCACCGCCGCCGAGACCGGCCCCGGCACUCGCGCCCCAGGUGAUGGUGUAGCAGCCGCUGCUGCCGGCAGCAGCACCCCGAGCGUGCAAAGCUGGCUCCCUGCGCCAUGGUCACCCACAGCAAGUUCCCCGCCGCCGGGAUGAGCCGCCCCCUCGACACCAGCCUGCGCCUCAAGACGUUCAGCUCCAAGAGCGAGUACCAGCUGGUGGUGAACACAGUGCGCAAGCUGCAGGAGAGCGGCUUCUACUGGAGCACGGUGACGGGCGGCGAGGCCAACCUGCUGCUGAGCGCCGAGCCGGCCGGCACCUUCCUCAUCAGGGACAGCUCGGACCAGCGGCACUUCUUCACCCUCAGCGUCAAGACGGAGUCGGGCACCAAGAACCUGCGCAUCCAGUGUGAGGGUGGCAGCUUCUCCCUGCAGAGUGACCCCCGCAGCAGCCAGCCCAUGCCCCGCUUCGACUGCGUGCUCAAGCUGGUACAUCACUACAUGCCACCCACGCCCUGUGCCGUCCCCGAGCAGUCGGGGGAGGCCCUGCACCCCAAGCGCACCUACUAUAUCUACUCGGGUGGCGAGAAGAUCCCCCUGGUGCUGAGCCGCCCGCUCUCCUCCAGCGUCUCCACCCUGCAGCACCUCUGCCGCAAGACUGUCAACGGGCACCUGGACUCCUAUGAGAAGAUGACUCAGCUGCCAGCUCCCAUCAAGGAGUUCCUGGACCAGUACGAUGCCCCCCUCUAAGGGGCCAGCGCAGCGAGGUUACACGCUACAAGCACAAGAGCAGGGGACAGACACAAGGCCCCACCGGUGCGGGGACUCACAGGGCACACCAAGCCUCUCCCUCUGGGAACAAGAGGAGGGGGACUGGGGUGAGCCGUGGUGGGUCUGGAACUGGCACCCUUUCUGCUGGGGGACCCCCCCAAGGAAGUGGCUUCUCCUUCCAUGGCAGAGGAGCCUGCUCCAGUCGGACAGUGGAUGUUACAGUGUGCUCAGUGUUGUGGCCUCCCCACCAUGGCUGGGAAGAGCCCGUUGGCAAAGCCAGGACAGCACCCAGGACAUGGGGGCACACACACCCCAACAGCCACAUCUCUGCCGCUAUGGCAGGACCACUCCUGGGGGGUCCUGGCAAGAAGCCCCCUCUGCCACCAGAGAAUGGAAGUGCUGAGUCCAGUAGUGCCUGAUCACUUUUCCUCGGUUUUAAGGGGAAAGUGUUUUUUUCCCAUACUGUACUUUACCUCUUGCUGCCUCCUUGUGGGUGGAAGCUUCUUUCACACCAGGCCCCAGACUUGGAGGUUGCUGCCUUUUCCCCCUCAUUGACAUUUUCUGGGGGAUUAAGCCUUAAUGUUCUCCCUGCCCCAUGGUCUGGGUUGCUGCACAUCAUUUGGUGACACUGCGCGAUUACAGUCCUGGUGACAUGCCGUGAAGCCAGAGGGGAAGCAGCGUGUCCUAAUGCUGUGGAGUCCCGUGUGACCACGACUGCCAGGACCACCCCAAGGACCCAGUGCUGCUGCUGGGCUGUUACUCACCAGUGUCACACCCCACCUCUGCCCGGCCGCUCCCCGGAGACCCUUGUCAUGCCGCUCCGUGGCAGCACCAAUUCCCACAGGAACGUGGCCAAAGGAUCCCCUGGAGUGCAUCGUCUUGUGAGCGCUUUUCUGUGUCUGCCUGGAGAAGCGGUUGGUUUUUUUCUGGCUUUUUUUUUUUAAUUAUUAUUAUUUUUUAACCAAAGGGAUGUUUACAGGCCAACGUGAAUCACUGUCUUUUAUAAAGAUUCCAUCUUCACCUCCAGCCUCGAGGGCUGAGCAAAACCAUGCUUGAAAAUUCAACCAAAACAAAACUCAGAUGAAACUUUGCACAUAUUUAUAUUUAUAUUCGGAAAAGAAAUGUUUCCAUAAUUUAUAAUAAAGAGCACUAUUUUUUAAUGAAAA
Messenger RNA from Apus apus (common swift), 1938 nucleotides. RefSeq names its product suppressor of cytokine signaling 3 (gene SOCS3). Gene Ontology annotation, molecular function: 1-phosphatidylinositol-3-kinase regulator activity. NCBI's taxonomy places the organism in Eukaryota, Metazoa, Chordata, Aves, Apodiformes, Apodidae. The transcript has 2 exons. The record is from RefSeq and is a predicted model, not a curated record. The coding region runs from base 122 to 751 and encodes 209 amino acids. Gene Ontology annotation, cellular component: phosphatidylinositol 3-kinase complex. Gene Ontology annotation, biological process: phosphatidylinositol phosphate biosynthetic process; intracellular signal transduction.